Kluyveromyces lactis is the source of this 5823-nucleotide messenger RNA. RefSeq names its product guanine nucleotide exchange factor DCK1 (gene DCK1). The transcript has a single exon. Gene Ontology annotation, biological process: small GTPase-mediated signal transduction. Lineage: Eukaryota; Fungi; Ascomycota; Saccharomycetes; Saccharomycetales; Saccharomycetaceae. Bases 1 to 5823 code for a protein of 1940 amino acids. The record is from RefSeq and is a predicted model, not a curated record. Gene Ontology annotation, molecular function: guanyl-nucleotide exchange factor activity; small GTPase binding. Gene Ontology annotation, cellular component: cytoplasm; plasma membrane.
AUGACGAAAUCGAAUAAUGAUGCUACUGCCAAUGGUAGUAGCGACACACCUGCAAACCACACGGAACUGAGACAGUUCGAAUGGAUCCCCACUGAUAGAUUGAUUCCAGGGACUGUUGCCCGAGCGUUUCUUCCAUUAAAGAAGUGUCCAGAGCUAGUAUUGAAAUCAUCGGAUUAUGUUGAUCUGUAUCCUGGCGAUGAAGUUUUUGUUAUGGAACAGACCAAGGAUGGAAAAUGGUGCCGUGGUUAUGUUAGCAAUGAUUUAAUGCCAAUCGACUUCAUGAGCAAUAUGGGAUCUGUUACUGACAAUUUACCGAAACAGAAAAUUCAACGAGUGAUUUUCCCCAGACGAUUUGUUCAUUUGGAUUUUGACGAGCAGAUCGAGAACUAUGCAUUCUUGAGGUUCCCCACUGGUACUGAAUUAGAGCAACAGGAUGGUCGACUCAAAAAACUACCGAGUUUGUAUCAAUUAAUGCGUGCUUCGAAAGUUUCAAGAGAAACUCCACCUCCAUAUCCAUUUUUCGUUGCAAACGGAUAUGCGCUAAAUCGUGAAAUCUUGUUAAAUUUAUUCACAUUAACAAAACAUAUUUAUUAUCUUUACUCAUUUGGUGAGUUUGAAAUCGUGGAUCAGAUGGUCGACUUAUACUACAAGUUAGAUGCAGUCAGAAUUCAACUUCAAGCAAAUUUUAUGGCCACUAACGAAAGAUCAUUGAUCAUGAAAAAGGCUACUGCCUUGAUGAGCAUAUUUUCAAAGUUCAUCGCAUCACAUUCAGUGACGAAAAAAAUCGGCUCAUUGCAGAAAAGGAACAGGAUUGAUCCGUUCGGGUUCGAGUCAAUCUUGACUCGCGACCAGGCUACAGGUAAGCUUUUGACGGAUUCUGUAUCUCCUCAAUUAAUGGCCACAAGUACGUCGUUAUAUGCCAUGACAACAAAUUAUCCAGUCUCCAAUGCAAACGAUUUAAAAUUGAAGCCGGACGAAAAUACCAAAUUUAAAUCGUUCCCACCUUCACAAAUUUUGGUUGAUUGUCAAGAGAUUAUCGGUACAUUAGUUUCUGAUCAACACGCAGAAGCCUUAACCGCCUAUUUAUAUCUAAGGACUGCCAAAGAAGUACUUACCGAACCAUUUCUUAUUGAUUUGAAGAAGAAUAACCAGAAAUCUAUGGAUAAUGUAUCUGCUGCUCUCUUUAGAAACUUGCCCUAUAAUAUCGGUGAAAACAACAGAGUAUAUUUAGUGGUUGAAAUAGUUGAGACUAUCAAGGUGGUUAUCGAUGAAGAUGUUGAUCAAAAAUUUGUAAAACCUUUCGUUCCCUUUGCUGCUUCGGCAGACGAUAUCACUGGGUCUAUCCGUAGAGGUGUCGUGGCUGGUGCCACGGAUAUUUCUCGCGUGUUCUCAAAAGAAAAGGGUUCAUUGGCAUCAGGUCAUGCUUAUAACUUUAAGGUCGAGCUUUUUGCCUCGUUCUAUACAGAUUCUAAAUCUGAGCAGCCACCAAUUCCAGCUGCUACACUGACUGACCCUGCAAAAUUGGCAAAAUUAAUGAAAGCCAAAAGCAACGUUUCCACGAAGAACAAUGGCUGGGGUGAUCUCAUCGAUAGAAUUAUCAAUGACUCUCACACGGGUAUUGCUGUUACUGGUCAAAUGGAAAGUUUAGUUGUUUCAGUGAAAGAAAUAAAGGAAGAUUGUAAAUUUCUACAGACCAACUCUGAUAACGCAAUGGCCAUCACGGCUGUGAAUCCUAUCUUUUAUGAUACUCUUGAACAAAAACAAACCGAUAGAAUAUACUUAACGCUGGACAAAGUAUCAAUUUGUGGGCUUGAAAAUAAAAAGAGCAAUGUUUCCAACAUUACUAUUCAGAUUUCUUCCAAUAACGACAAAAUAACAUUCCGACCAAGUUCUGUUACUCAUUCUUAUAAAAAAUGGGCCUUCAUUACUGUCAGACCCGGGGAGCUGGUAAAUGAGACUAUCAGAAUUGACGGCAUAGAUUCAAUGACGAAAGAAGAAACUUUGAGAGUGUCUGCUUACUUAAAUGGUCGUUUGUUUGCAAAGUCAAGAUUUUACGUUAAGAAGGGGCUCCAAAUCUUGGAGUACAAGAAGAAAUCUGUCUUCCAAUUGAUUUCAAGUUUAGGUAAACCACUAGUUGAAAUAGAGGUUGGAACAAGGUACGUGGGUAACAACUACAACAUGGACAGAACCGUCCAUAGUUUACUGUCCUUAUUGAGGAAACAUCAAAUUACAGAAAACGACUUCGAGCAAAAAAGUUUGGAAGCUUUGAAAUCGUUAAAGAUGGUUUCCAUUAAACAAAUCACCAAGUAUUUUAACCCAAUCCUUCUAUCUCUCUUGGAGUUGCUUUACUAUACGUGUUACAGGCACGCAGCCAGAUCAUCCGAAGCUUUGAAAAAAGCAGUUUUCAGUUCACUAGUGCAAUUUUUAGAUAUGAAUAUCGCUCGCCAUGACAACUACAAGCAUUUGUUCAACGAUUUCUUUGAAGAAGUAGAAAGGGAGAACUCCAAUUAUCUGCCGGAGUUAGGCCCAAUUUUGGUAAGAUUGAUGUCAGAACAGUUUUCUUCUUCAGCUAACAGUUGGAGUUAUGUGGGUAGGGCUCUGUGUCGAUCGUAUAUUUUACUUUUGAAGUUGGGACGGUUAUUUUCUAAAGAUAUAGUCGGAUAUCAUCAAGCUGUCGACGAGUUUUUCAACAGUCUUAGUAUCUUUUUUAGAGUAACAAAUGAUUCUGUGCUCGUGGACCAAGUGACUAUUCUUGAAACUUAUGAUUUAGCGAUUAACGAGACCUCAGCAAUUUUCGAUGAUCCUCAUUUAAUUCAACUCGUUCUUCUGUUGUUCAAUGCUUGUCAAGAAAAAGAAAAUAGCAUAGAAUUCUCACAAGAUGAUUUAUCCACAAAGGAAAAGAAUUUUGUAAAUGCAAAAUAUCUCUUGCUAAGAAGAAUUCUCCAGAACCCGGAGUUAGCUCCAUUCUUCAAGGAUCCAGCGGAAAAUCCUUUAAGAACUAAAUUCUUAGGCCAAGUUAUUGAAUGGUGUUUCAAGCCAUUCAUCAAAGAGAAAGGCUGCGUUCCAAAUUUGACGACUGCAAGUUACGCUAACGGUGUUCUGAUUACAAUUAUAGAGCAAGCACAGGACACAGUUUUCAAAAGGAAUCUGAUUAGAUUAUUGCCGAUUUUUUGCCGGAUAUUCCUCUUCCUACGAAGUGCCUGUGAGAAAGAAGACUGUUUCAAAUUCAAAAGAGUAUUUGCCCCUCUAUUCCCUACAGUGACACCUCUUCCGGAAAUAACAGUAGAUUCUAUGGUGACUGAUGAAGUGUUUGUUGGUGUUUUACUCGAGACUGCAACUAUUAUUAUUGCUUUGACUAAAAUUGUCGAGCAGCAAUACGAUUCUCAUGGUUCUUUUAUAAAAGCCAUUGAAGCAUGUCGGGAGGAUGAAGACUUCCAAUCUCCUUAUUACGUCACAAAAAUAGUACGGGAAGACCUGGCAACCAUAUUUGUUACCAUUCAUCGUUUGAUAAAGGGAGAUUUCUUCCCUUCAAAAAAAUGGUUUACUAUGACGGCAGCUAUAAUGCGCGCUUGUAUGACACUAUCUGAAAUGUGCCUGGAUGUUUUCAAGCUUUACUACGUUCCUGACGAACAGUGUACCUUAGAGACCUUCGAUGCAGAGCUUUGGGGUAGAUAUUUCAAACUUGUCUUGUGUAUUGCUAACCAUAAGACUGUUAACUCUACUCCUCUAGCACCUUUGCCGAGGAAAGCUGUGUAUUUGGUGACCGGAGACUUGAUUGGCCGAGCAUCGUACAUACUCGAGCAAAUCUGGGACAUUUUGGGUGACAAUUGUAUUGGUACCGAUCUUGAUAAUAAGUAUGGUAUUCUAAGAUCUUCGGUGUAUCAAAUGACAUUUUUGACUGCAGCUAUGGAUAUAGUUACAGACUUCUGUGCGUUUUCAUUCUUACGUCAUGUAGAUGCAAGAAGGGUAGGUAGUAAAAUCAUUUGGGUUGUACUAAUUUUGGUUUGGACGAACGAAAAUUCAUUAACCACAGCUAUUGAAGAGCUAACUCCUCAAUUUUUCAAUGCAUACCAGAAGGGUGCAUUGAGACCAACCGUAUUCGAAGUGGAGAUAUUUUUGGACACUUUGUUGCAUGUUAUUCAUCUCGAUACCGAGGACAGCAUUAAGGACACUCUUUUCAAUUAUGUUCGUUUCUUGAAGGAGUUUCUACUCUCGUUGGCUGAAACAGAGGAUAUUCCAUCCGGUGAAGAAUUUGAUGAUGACAGAACUGCCAGCCAAUUACGAAUCUUUGGCUACCUAAUGUCCAUGAAGAGACCUGAAAUGUUGCACACCUUGGUUAAUGACUUAUUUAUUAAUCACAUGAGAAGGAAGGAUUACAUACAAGCCGCAUUAUCCCUAGAAUUAUUAGCGUUGACUUAUGAAUGGAAUCCAAAUGAUAGCCUUCCAGCAACCAAGUAUCCACCUUUACCCGAACAGUCUUCAUUUGAACGUAGAGAAUACCUCUACAAGGAAGCAGCUAGAAAUUUCACCAAGGGUUUGAAAUUAGAAAAGGCAUUGACAGUAUACAAAGAUUUGGCUGACGCAUACGAUAAGAUUAACUACGAUUUAGAUGGAUUAUCCUACGUUCACGGUCAAAUCUCAAACAUCUACACCGAUUUGCAAAACGUGGACAGAUUGGUACCGAACUAUUUCAAAGUCUCCUUCUACGGGUACGGUUUCCCCAAGAACCUGAGAGGAAAGACGUUCGUGUUCGAGGGAUUACCGUUUGAACAUAUCACAUCCGUGCAUAACAGACUGUUAAAAUUGUAUCCCGGUUCAAAACUAGUGAACAGUUUUACUGAAGCGGAUAAGUUAUUGGUAUCGCCACCGAAUGGUAAAUUCAUCCACGUUAUCAGUGUGGAACCAAGGUUGCAAAUAUCAGACGAGUAUGCCACCAGUGACAAGAAGAAUGACAAUAACAAGGUCAGAUUGUACGUAGAAAACAGGGAUUUGAAAACGUUUAGCAGUUCUAGAAGAGUUGCUGGGACACACGGAAUCACUGAUCUAUGGGUAAUAGAGUAUAUUUUUGAAACGAAAUCCACUUUCCCAACAUUAAUGAAUAGAUCCGAAGUUGUGAAAGUCACUGAGAAACGUCUAUCACCAAUCAACAACGCCAUCAAGUCGUUACAACAAAAGAUCCAAGAACUGAGCGGACUUGAAGACAUGUGCUAUAAACUAAUGAAAGAAAACGGCGAUUGUUCUGAAGUAUUUUCAGAACUGUCAAGAAAUAUCACAGGUACCAUUGAUGCACCUAUUAACGGUGGUAUUGCAGAGUAUCGUGUAUUCUAUACGGAUGAAGAAACCAAAUCGAAACUAGAUCCUGCUGAUGUGGAAUUAUUAGUUGCUGCGUUCAACGAAUUGACCAUUGUCCUAAACCGUUGUCUCGCACUACACGGACAGCUGUGUCCAAUCAGCUUAAGCAAGUCACAUACGCUUUUGAAGGACUUAUUCGCCAAGAAUUUCGAAAAAGAGAUCAAAGUUAGCGGAAUCGAUAUCAACGAGACCAACGACGAAAUAAUCGCAAGAAUAAAAUCAAUCCAGUCAUCUCAGCAAAGUUUUUCCAAGAGAAGUAGUAUGCUAAUGUCAAGAUCCAUAUUCUCAGAGAGCCACUCUAUCAGAUCUGCUGGAAGUAACGGAAGUGCAACAAAAAACAGUAUGCAUGAUCUCACCGUUACCUCUUCCCAUAGAACUACAAAAAGCAACGCGCCAUCUCACGCAGCGUCACAUGCUACGAGAAUAUCUCGUCCUACCACACAUAUCAGCAUGCUAAGAAGCACAAGAUAG